AUAUCUGUGUUACAAGAAACCACUCGACUUAUCGAACAAAAACUAGCAACUAAUGGAAAGGCACUGAAGGCUUCUUUUAAUGCAGCUAAUCUUGAAAAUGAUGGAGACUUCUUGUAUUUCGUGGCUGAUGCUUCUGUUAUAGCGUUUCAAUAUGGAAAUCCGGAUAUAUUAUGCAAGCCUCUUGUUGAAGCAAAGAAGCACGGAGAUGAUUUGGUGGAAGCUUAUGACAAAUUUAUCAAAGAUUUUUUCCUUAAAUCUGAAGGUAGUACACAAAGUUAUAACCAACAGAACUUGAAGAACACUGCUAUCAUUGAAAACAGUGCUGAUAAAUUAUGGUGGUUUCAAGUUUGUACUAAAGUUGCAUACUUUCAGGUGGCUCCUUCAAAUGACAGUAUACGCUCCCACAAAGUUGACACGAGAUACCAUUUGGACCUUUGCAAAAAUGUCUUUGGAAAGGGCAUAUAUCCUGAUGUUGAUGCAACUAAUUUAUACUAUGGAGACACAAAAGUUGCUGGUUCCAAAAUAGUAUUCACAAAUGGUUCACAAGAUCCUCGGCGUCGUGCAUCUAAACAAAUUUCAUCACCCAGCAUGCCUUCCAAAGGUUGUAUUAGAGUUUAUGGAUUUAUAGCCACUUGACUCCGGUGUACGAAAUUGAGCCUCUUGAGAAGUUUACUGAUGCCCAUCUUGAUCAAUGUCUGUGGCAACAAUAGUUAUCUCUUUCCCAACUGGAUAGAGCCCGCAGAUUCGGAGCCAUCACCGUUUUGGUUUAUAAGUGAUAUAAACAAUUUGUGAAGUAUGCUACAGACCAAGUCUGAAUUGUCGAGAAGAUUGAUUUAACAACAUUAAAUGGGCUUCUCCGUUUGGUGCUAAAUCACAACACUGCAGAU
Lathyrus oleraceus (garden pea) is the source of this 887-nucleotide messenger RNA. Its product is annotated as probable serine protease EDA2. The annotation marks the transcript as partial. Gene Ontology annotation, cellular component: vacuole. Gene Ontology annotation, biological process: proteolysis. Gene Ontology annotation, molecular function: dipeptidyl-peptidase activity; serine-type exopeptidase activity. The transcript has a single exon. NCBI's taxonomy places the organism in Eukaryota, Viridiplantae, Streptophyta, Magnoliopsida, Fabales, Fabaceae. The record is from RefSeq and is a predicted model, not a curated record.